This is a messenger RNA of Syzygium oleosum, 1886 nucleotides long. Its product is annotated as pheophorbide a oxygenase, chloroplastic. Gene Ontology annotation, molecular function: pheophorbide a oxygenase activity; chlorophyllide a oxygenase activity; 2 iron, 2 sulfur cluster binding. The record is from RefSeq and is a predicted model, not a curated record. Gene Ontology annotation, cellular component: chloroplast thylakoid. Bases 175 to 1845 code for a protein of 556 amino acids. The transcript has 7 exons. Lineage: Eukaryota; Viridiplantae; Streptophyta; Magnoliopsida; Myrtales; Myrtaceae.
CUUUUUUGGCUCGGCUAACAAACAGACACGGCACAUUUACGAUACUUGCACGCAACUUUCUGGACAACUCUUCACAAAUCUGUCUGUCGUGAGAAUAAAGAAAUCAUCAGUUCGAGCUCGCAAUUCCUGCAUCGCACUGUCCAAACACGCGAAAUAAUAAACAAAUCCCAAAGCAUGUCACUGCUUCCACCUCUCUCUGCUGCUUGUUCGUCUGUCGUCGCUCUAUCAUCGUCGGCAGCCAAAAACAAUUCCCUCAGAUUCCCUUCCCUUUUUCCCAUCAAACCCACAAGCCUUUUCUCGCAUCAAGCGCCGAAGAGGUUAAAGUUCUCUCCUUUUCCACUCAGGGUAGCUGCUCCUCCGACAUCGCCACCUCCGACCUCCGACCCAGACAACAAAUUGACGGAGACACAUGGAGAUCAGUUUCAAGAAGACGAGUUCAGAGCUGAGGAGGAGCUUGGUGACGAGAGCUCGGCCUCCAAGUUCACGUGGAGAGACCAUUGGUACCCUGUUUCUUUGAUUGAAGACUUGGACCCUGGCUUGCCCACCCCGUUUCAGCUUCUGGGUCGAGACCUCGUGCUCUGGUUUGAUAAAUCCAAUAGUCAGUGGGUCGCUUUUGAUGACAAGUGCCCGCAUCGCCUCGCUCCGUUAUCUGAAGGGCGGAUUGAUGAAGAUGGGAAUCUGCAGUGCUCGUACCAUGGGUGGUCCUUUGACGGUUGCGGGUCGUGUACUCGGAUUCCCCAGGCUGCUUCAGAAGGUCCUGAGGCACGCGCUGUUCGAUCUCCGAGAGCAUGUGUGACAAGGUUCCCCACGAUGAUUUCUCAAGGCCUCCUCUUUGUUUGGCCUGAUGAAAAUGGUUGGGAAAGAGCCAAUGCCACCAAACCUCCCAUGUUGCCUGAGGACUUCGAUAAGCCUGAAUUCUCGACUGUGACAAUUCAGCGUGAUCUGUUUUAUGGCUAUGAUACACUCAUGGAGAAUGUUUCAGAUCCCUCUCACAUUGAUUUUGCUCAUCAUAAGGUCACAGGAAGGAGAGACAGAGCCAAACCUUUGCCAUUCAAAAUGGAGUCUAGUGGGCCUUGGGGUUUUGCUGGAUCUAGUGAUGAUAACCCAAGAAUCAGUGCUAAGUUCGUGGCUCCUUGUUAUUAUAUCAACAAGAUAGAGAUAGACACAAAACUUCCUAUUGUUGGUGAUAAAAAAUGGGUUAUAUGGAUCUGCUCCUUCAACGUACCGAUGGCCCCUGGGAAGACUCGUUCAAUCGUUUGCAGUGCUCGAAACUUCUUUCAGUUCACAAUGCCAGGGCCGGCUUGGUGGCAGGUGAUCCCGAGGUGGCAUGAGCACUGGACUUCAAACAAAGUGUACGAUGGCGAUAUGAUUGUCCUUCAGGGACAGGAGAAAAUAUUCCUCUCCAUGUCAAUGGAGGGUCAGGAAGAUGUAAACAAGAAAUACUCAAAGAUCACAUUUACCCCAACGCAAGCCGAUCGUUUUGUCCUGGCAUUCCGCAAUUGGCUAAGACGGCACGGGAACAGCCAACCCGACUGGUUCGGCUCGAGCGGUCAACAGCCUUUGCCAUCCACUGUCUUGUCAAAACGUCAGAUGCUUGAUCGGUUCGAGCAACAUACUCUCAAGUGCUCGUCGUGCAGAAAAGCUUACGAAGCAUUUCGGAUGUGGCAGAAACUUCUCAUAGGCGCCACCAUCUUCUUCUGCGCAACAGUGGGCAUCCCAUCAGACAUGCAGCCGCGAAUCGUCCUUGCGGGUAUGGCCAUUUUGUGUUCGGGAAUUGCUUAUGCCUUGCACGAACUGCAGAAGAACUUCGUUUUCGUAGAUUAUGUACAUGCCGAUAUUGAUUAGUGGCGCUAUCUAUUUCAUUGAGAUUUCUUCACACAGGCAUA